Punctularia strigosozonata HHB-11173 SS5 is the source of this 2221-nucleotide messenger RNA. RefSeq lists its product as uncharacterized. The transcript has 16 exons. Gene Ontology annotation, molecular function: transmembrane transporter activity. Gene Ontology annotation, cellular component: membrane. Gene Ontology annotation, biological process: transmembrane transport. The coding region runs from base 548 to 2035 and encodes 495 amino acids. Lineage: Eukaryota; Fungi; Basidiomycota; Agaricomycetes; Corticiales; Punctulariaceae. The record is from RefSeq and is a predicted model, not a curated record.
GGCAUCCAAGAAGCUAACAGUCAAGAGACGCUCACAGAAUGGGAACACCAUCUCAUCGUAUGCGCCUUUCAAUGCGCGGUUCGUUGAAGGUGGAUGACGAGUUGGGACCUAUGCAGCCGCUUCGAACGCCGUUAUCUAUGUAACAUACAUUGCGUUCUUGCUUUUCGGACUUGCGGUAUCCUACCGCUACUCCAAGACCAAGGGCGACUUCCUGUCCUCGCUCCGCACACAAACAUGGCCCUCUCUCGCUCUGAACUUCGCUGCUUCGGGUGCGUUAAUGCCGGACUCGAUGUAGUUGAGCGCCGGUUCGAGGUAUGUCUGGACCCAAGAGCACUGCUGCGGGUGCUGGUGUCACAACCCCGACGUUCGGCUCAUUCCCAAUUCCAUCUUCGGCCCUUCGCUAUCAUGGGGUGAUUCCCUGGCAGGGUUGAAGGUGGUGGAGGGCAUGGAUCCCGUCGGAAAGUGCCCGGCUGAGAUCCGCGAAAGCGGAAACCGUUAACGACGUGAUCCGGAUAAUACCAGCGGACGGAACGCAUGCUCGCCGACUAUGGGUUCGGGAAUCCUGUUUACAUAUCCACAGAUUGGCGUCGUCGCUGGCUUACAGGGCGUGCUCGUGUACGCCUUUGCCUCGUCCUUGCCGCUUCUCACCUUCCCGUACCUCGGCGGGAAGAUUAGGAAGCUAUGCCCUCAUGGCUUCGUCCUGACCGAGUACACUCGCGAACGCUUCGGCAUCACCACUGCGCUUUUUCUGAGUUUCUUCUCCGUGGUCACGAUGUUCAUAUACAUGGUGUCCGAAUUAACCGCCAUUACGGGUGUCAUCAAUUCGCUCACCGGACUGAACGCCAUCCCCGCCACCAUCGUAGAGGUCGUUAUUACCAUGUUGUACACCGCAUGGGGUGGCUUCCGCACGUCCCUUGUUACCGACUACGUCCAGGGCGUGCUCAUCCUCGUAUUGCUUGUGGUCUGCUCUGCGGCGAUGGGAGCCAACAUCCGCAUUGAUCGCGCAUUGAUCGAGGAAUCCGGCUUGCUCAAGGCCAACCUGCUUGGAUGGCAAUUGCUGUACAUCUUACCUGUUGCGAUCGUAUGGAACAACUUCUUCCUCUCGGGGUAUUGGCAACGAGCUUUCGCCUCCAAGACAAAUAGAGACCUUUGGAUCGGAUGCUCCGGGGCAGCCAUCAUCGUCUUCGUCAUGCUCACCAUUGUCGGCUUCACUGGUCUGAUUGCCGUGUGGUCCCGUCUCUACCCGGGUUAUGAAGGCGACGACGGAUCGUUCACGUUCUUCGAGAUUCUCGCCACCCUCCCGGCCUGGGUCGUCGGCUUCGUCCUCGUCUUCGCCAUCAGCCUUUCUUGCGCGGCCUACGACACGCUCCAGAACGCGAUCGUGGCCACGAUCAGCAACGACGUGUUCCGCAACAAGCUCAACAUCUGGUGGGUUCGGCUCGUCCUCAUCGUUAAUGUGCCCGCCGUCGUUGUGGCGACGAAGAACUUGAAUAUCCUUGUAUUGUACCUCAUUUCGGACUUGGUAUCCGCGGCCAUCAUGCCUCCUAUUUUCUUGGGCUUGAUUCCGCGUCUCUACUUCCUGAACUCGUUCGACAUCAUCAUUGGUGGCGUGGGAGGUUUCUUCACCGUCUUCAUCUGGGGCGCCAUCUACUAUAACGACGCUAAGAAGGGCGCAGGCGUGUUGAUUCUCCAAGCUGGCAUAUAUGCAGACGACUGGUCGACCUUCGGUGCCUUCGUCGCCGCCCCGGUGGGCAGCAUCCUCUGGACCUUCGGCGCCUUUGCGCUCCGCGCCGGUGCGACCUACCUCUACGCCCGCCGCACCGGCGCCCAUUUCGGCGUCUUCGACAAGCGCGAGAUCGACGUCGCCCGCUUCGCGGAGGAGGCGGCGCAGGCGGGGAUCUCGGUCCCGGACGAGGCGGAGCUCGAGGAGAGCCGUUUGGAUGAAACCAACGGGACCAACGACGACGACGUCGACCGGAAAGAGAGCGAUGAGCAGCAGGGCGUGCAGGUGGGAAUCGCAAGGUCGGAUUUGUGAGGGGCUGCUGCCAUCGGCGUCAUUUACGAAGACGAUGGUGCCUCAUCCUGUUCUGAAUGCGAUUUCAUAUGACUUCUUAAGCUUAGAGAACGAGAUUCCUUGCAUCCCAGAUCAUAAUACACGUACUGUAUGAACAACGCCAGUGUACAUAGGCACAUGUUUGUAGGUAGAUACGUAUAUUUUUUG